Molecule: messenger RNA, 882 nt
Organism: Clonostachys byssicola
Lineage: Eukaryota; Fungi; Ascomycota; Sordariomycetes; Hypocreales; Bionectriaceae
Source: the annotation of a GenBank genome assembly
AUGGCCCAAUAUGAUUCAGAGGAAGACGAUCAACCACGAAAGAUUUGUGACCGUCUUGGGGACCUCACACUCGUCGACAGUCAGCCGCAAUUGAGGAUCAGGAUGGACCAGCUCGCUGAACUUCAAGCCCAACUCCCUGGGGCUAUUUUGGGCGUUCGACCCAUACCAAGUCCACAAUCUGUCGCCCAUGCCAAAGAUGCAAUGGGUAAUGGAGAAGCUGGCGUUUGGACAGGAACCGUUUUCAACGCACCAGCGACCAUCUCCCCUCAAUCGAUAUUCGCAUCCCGCCACAUCGACACAAUCAACGACCACAUCAAUUACGAGCGCUACAUGAUCCGGCGUAGGUAUACCCCGGGGCUAGCAGGCCUGAAGACCAUGGCCGUAUAUACGGACGGCGCUUGCGCUUCAAAUGGCGGCGCCACGCCCAAGGGUGGCUGCGCCUUCGCAGUCAACGACGGAGACGGGCUGUACUCCCAGCGGCUUGAGGAUGCAGGCCCCACCGGCAUGGCUUACACCCAUACAAACAACAGAGCUGAGCUCCGCGCCGUCAUCGGCUUCCUCGAGUGCCGUUCAUGGUGGGGGGAAGGCUGGACACGCAUCGUGGUAAUGACUGACUCCGAGUAUGUGGCCAAUGGAGCAACUGUCUGGAUACGGAAAUGGGCCUGCAAUGAUUGGAAGACGGCCGCGGGUAAGCCUGUUGCGAAUCGCGAUCUCUGGGAGGAGCUUUCUAAGCUCAUGGGACGAUAUGCCGAAGGUGGCUGCGAGAUCUCGCUUUGGGCGAUACCACGUGCAUGGAACACUCGUGCGGAUGCAGCCGCAAAGAGUGCCUGCACGCUGAGCACUAAGGAGAAAUACACAAAGGUGAUGGUUGUUCUCCGUUGA